This is a messenger RNA of Yamadazyma tenuis ATCC 10573, 4669 nucleotides long. It is a transcript of the gene MON2, whose product is annotated as Mon2p. Lineage: Eukaryota; Fungi; Ascomycota; Pichiomycetes; Serinales; Debaryomycetaceae. The record is from RefSeq and is a predicted model, not a curated record.
AAUACCUCACCCGCCAUGAUAGCUGUAAACCAAUUGACAGGCGAUUUGACAAGCCUAUUGAACGAAACAAAGAGGCGAAACACAGAUGUGCGCCGCAGUUGUGAGGCAGCGUUGUCGGCAUUGGCCAAGUAUCCUCCAAACCACCCCAAUGACCAGUUACUGCCGGCGGACAAAUCAAAGGUGUUGGCACCAUUCUUGAUUUCCUGCAACACUGGCAACGCAAGGUUCGCCAACUUGGCGGUUCCUGCUAUCCAUAAGCUCAUAAUAUCGGAUGCCAUUGAUCCCAAGGACUUGGAGCCUUUGUUGAAGUCUUUGUUGGAAGCUACUCAUUUGGCCAUCGAUAUCCAGUUGAGAAUUCUUCAAUGCUUGCCAAGUCUCAUGCAAACCUACGGUACUCAUAUUAGAGGCGUGUUGCUCUUGAAUCUUUUGAGUAUCUGCUCGAGCUUGACAUCCAACAAUAAGUCUACGGUGGUUAUCAACACUGCGUCGGCAACUUUACAACAGCUCUUCACCAAUAUUUAUGAUCUUAUCCCCGUUGACUUGGCAGGCAUACAAUUGACGAAAUCGGUUCAGGUGGAUGAGAAUGAACAGGUUGAGUUGGAUGAACUCUCUUAUGAGGGUUAUCUUAUUUUCCUGGACUUGUGUAAGUUGAUCGAUAACGACUCGCCCAAGUACUUUAAGAACUUGGCCCAUAUCAAGACCACUUCUGCAUUAGAAAUCAUAGAGAGCAUUCUUUCAAUCGAUAAGAGUUUGUUCAGCAACCAUAGGGAGUUGUCGUUCUUAUUGAGAAUACGAUUGAUUCCUUCGUUGCUAAGAAUCAUCAACUCAUCCACUGACUUUGCCUUGAUUAUUCGCACCAUGAGAAUCUUACUGGUGUUGAUCAGCUCCCAAUUGACUCACUUGGUGAUAGAAGGAGAAAUUGUCCUCAGUAUAUUGAACCACAUAUUGUUGAAUAAUGACAGUCUGGUCUGGGAAAAGUACGCGGUGCUAGAGCUUUUCAAGGGCCUUUUCUCCGAUUUUAAUGUCAUUCAAACCAUUUUCGAACUCUAUGAUCAGGACCCCAAGAAGAAGAAUGUUAUUCAAGAGUUAUUAUCUAUCAUUUCCACUUUUUUGCAAUACAAUUCUCAUUUAAUGAGAAACUCAAUUACCGUUCCCAGCCCUCAGUCUCAAAACCAAUUAUCAAAGCAAAACUCUACCGUCAAAAUCUCCAUCAUGGAUCUUCUUGACAAGACUGAACCUCCCAAUUUUAUUCCUCAAAACUACCCUAUUUAUUUGAUCUUCAGUAUUCUACUUUCCUUCACAGAUGGUAUGGCCAAAUUUGUUCAAUCAUUAUCUGAUAGCGGAAACCCCAAGUCUUUGGAGUAUGACAUUGAUUUCAUCAACAACUUGAUUUCUUUAACAUAUCCAAAUUUGUCGAUGUUGCUUAAGUCAUUCAUUCAUUCAUUGAUGGAUAAUGACUACUUUCAUCUACUCAUCCGCUCGUUGCAAAAAUAUACCCAUACAACUGGUCUACUCGGCUUAAAUAGCUUGAGAGAUGGUCUAUUAACCCUUUUGGCAGAAUCAAUAGUCAAGCAGGACCAAGAUCUUGAUGUUGGUGAAGCUGAUAGGUCUGUUCUUCAUGAGCAAGGAAAGAACUUGAUUGCUUUUGGUGAGUCUCUUGUAGAGUCUUUGACCAGUGGUGAUGCUGAAAAGAAAAAUGGCCUGUCUCAAGGUGACCCUCAACAUAAAUCCCAAAGGUCUUUGGUCGUAAACUUCAACUCAAGACACAUUACUUGUCUAAGAGCCUUGGUCAACCUUGCUAUUUCCUUGGGGUCGACGUUAACUGAUUCUUGGAAAGUCAUCUGGAUUACCCUUCAAUGGUGUGACUACUAUAUAAACGGACCGAACGACUUCAGCUUUGUUAACAAAAAAGAAGAAAAUUUUAUUCCCAGAUUAAGUCAACAAGAAGUCACAAAUAUCAAAACUUCAAUGAGCAAAUUCUAUGACAGCAUAGAUGAUUAUCCAGUGGAAAGCUAUCGGAAUCUUAUGACUUCAUUGGUAGAAUUGUUUGAACUGGAAUUCGACGACGAGUCACUCUCUGAAAGCCAACAAGAGCUGUUGGAAACUUGUCCAUACAAUAAGGUAUACUUUGUUAAAGAGAUCUAUAAUGUCAGCAAGAUAAACCCCAUCAAGUUCUUGGUAAACAAUGGUGAAAGCUUUGAACUUAUCAGUAACCUUUUUAUUAAGUUUGGUAUUACCAAGCAAAAGGGAGUUAACUUCAAUUUCAAGAUUUAUAUCAUCAACAAAUUUAAUGAUAUCAUUAAAAACUUGACCACAGAAAGCUCCAAAACUGAUGAUAAUGUGGUGUUCAACCGUAUAAGUGACAUUUGCCUUGGAGGAUUGAACAACUUGGUAAUUGAGUUGAAUAAGCAAAGGUAUGAUGAGUUACUUAUCAUAAAUAACAAGAUCGAGAUUCAUUUGAUCAUUUUGAGCACUCUUAAUGACUUGAUUGAAAAUUACAAUAAGAACUUAACCACCGAGAAAUCAUGGAAUAUUAUUUUCAGUAUUAUCAACAAUCCGUUUGAGUUCAGAAAGGAUGAAUUGAAGGGCACUAUCAAUGAUAGUUUGAAUGACAAAUUCAGCUUAUUGCUUAAUUCCUCCUUCAAUUCCUUGAAGCUUAUUCUAAAUGAGUUUAUUGUUAGUUUGCCGAUUAACAAGUUCAAAAAAUUGAUUGAUACCUUAUAUAACUUCUGUCUGCAAACUAACGACUUGAAUAUUUCGUUCAGUUCAAUUAGUUAUUUCUGGUUGAUUGGGGACUCAAUUAAGAACAGGUUUAACGAAAGCUCCCAAACGAGUCCAAGUGCAAAUGACACUUUGACAAAUUUCAAAGAGGACGAACUCGUUAAGUACAUCGAAUCAGCUACAACAAGUGAUGUGGCUUUCUACAAGAGCUUGGACAUCUACCUAUUGUUAAAUUUGAUCAAAUUGUCAAGUGAUAAUAGAGCCCAAGUAAGGGAUGGAUCUCUUCAAACUUUCUAUGAAAUCAUUGAUAUUCAUGGGAUAUUGUUUGAUGCUAAUGAUUGGAAGUUGAUCUUCAACAUCGUUAUCACGAAGAUUUUCGUGAUUCAAGAUCUAGAAACAAAGGAGUUGAAGGAAACCGUUUUGUUGAAAUUGGACGGCAUGAAAUCAAUCUUCAGCAAGUUUCAUCAAUUGCUUGACUUGAGUUUCUGGCUGCUGUUGUUCAACUUUGGAAGAGAGAUAAUAAAAUUGAACAAGGUUGAAGUUCACAUUGUGCUUUUGAAGAAGUUUAAUGAUUUGUCCAGCAUUGAAGUGACAGAUGACAAUAUACAAAAGGAAUUUUUUGAGUUCUGGUGUGGUUUCUCCAUUGAGUACGACUUUGUUGACCCAGACUUGUACAUUGAAUGCUUAUUCAAUUUAAUGGAAAACUUCCCGUUGGUAUACAGAAAGAUCUACCACACAAUCGAUGAAGACAAGGUGCAAAAGAUUUUGAAUGUAUUUACAAAGUGCUUGCGAUAUCCGAUUAUCAUGAACCGGUCUGACGACACACAACCAACAUCUUUGCAGUCCAAGAUCUUUUCCAACAUCAAGUUGAUUGAUGUGAAUGAGGACAAAAUCAAUGUGCUUUUGAUCCGAGAAUUAAGCAAUUUGUUGGUGUACCAAUUCAAAGUAAGGGAAAGAAUCGAAACCAAGCUCAACAACUCGAACUUGAAGUCCAGGUACAAGUUGCCAACUUUCAUUUCUGUUAGCAAUGCUUCUUUUGAGUUGGUUCAAGUGAUACUCAACAAAAUUGAAGACUUUGAAAGUUUGAUCUCAGACAAUACUAUUGUCAAGUUGAUCAAAUCGCUACUUGACAUUGUCGAAAACAAUUCUGCCGGUGCCAAUCCUGAAAAGCCCUUGUGGAUCGAAUGCAAUGGGCUUCUUAUCACCAUUCUUCAAAAGAUCACCCAACACCCCACGUCUAUGAAUAGCGAGAUCUGGAGGCUGAUUCUCAGAGCCAUCAAGAUCUGCUUCAGCAGUCAAGGCAAAGACAAUGAAAAGCUCAACUCCAAGCAGUAUUUCCAGAUAACGAAUAUCAUCUUACCACUCAUGAAGGACGUAAGUAUUAUCGAUGAAUUCCUCACCGAAGUGUAUCUCAACUCCUAUCUAUAUGAAAAGAAUGAGAUCGAAGUCGAGUUGAUGGCCCCUCUGGACUCAAUUGACAAAGUGAUUAAAAAUCUCGUGAACUACAACUUCGGAGAGUCGUUUGGUACUACUAAACCCAUUGUUUUCUACAGGCACAACAGCAUCAGAUUGGUAUGUCUUCAGGAACUCAUCCGGUUCAUCAACACCAACGACGAGCAAUUUUCCACCUCUGUCAAGCUCUUUAUUGCCAGGACAGCCUUCGCCUUGAGACGCUUGGUGGAAGAGGAACAAGUGGUGUACAAACGGCCUAUCUCUCGUACUCAAAUCAACGAAUUGAAGACGUUGUUAACGGGUUUAUACACCCAUUUGAAUACCAAUUACCACCCACAACAGUAUUCAAUGAUCCAAAGUCUCGUUGGUUUGUUAAUUAGGUUCAAUCCCUUCAUUCGGAAUCUUCACGACCUCGGACGCUUGUCCGAAGACAUUCUCCUCAAGUUCAAUAGUCUCAGUGUGUAGUUCCUAAUCCGCAUCAAAUUUCGCACCCUUA